CUCAGGGAGCGCGCAGCGUGGCGAUCGGCAGUGCGCUGUGUCCCUCGGACACAGCGGAUCACCGAUCACGGAAAGAGCCGAAGAUGUCGGCUCAGUCAUGUGAUCAGCUGUGUCCAAUCACAGCUGAUCACAUGGGACAUUUACACUGAUCAUCAGGGCACUGAUGAUCAGUGUGCCCUGAUGAUCAGUGUAGCCCCAGCAGUGCCACCUGUCAGUGGCCAUCAGUGCCUUGUGUCAGUGCUAAUCAGUGCCUCAUGCCAGUGCCCAUCAGUGCCACAUCAAUGCCACAUAUCAGUGCCUACCAGUGCACAUCAAUGCCACAUAUCAGUGCCCAUCUGAGCUGCCUUUCAGUGUCACCCAUCAGUGCCAGUCAGUGCCACCUAUCAAUGCCAAUCAGUGCCACCUAUCAGUGCUGCCAAUCAGUGCUACCUAUCAGUGCCUGUCAGUGCCGCCUAUCAGUGCCAUGCCAGUCAGUGACGCCUAUCAGAGACAGUCAGUGCCGCCUAUCAGUGCCAUAUAUCAGUGCCAUGUAUCAGUUCUGCCUUUCAGUGCCCAUCAGUGAUGCCUGUCAAUGCCCAUCAGUGCCACCUGCCAGUGCCUCCUCAUCAGUGCCACCUAUCAGUGUCCAUCAGUGCAGCCUAUCAGUGCCCAUAACUUCAACCUCAUUAGCGCACAUCAGUGAAGGAGAAAAAUCACUUAUUUACAAAAUG
Molecule: messenger RNA, 710 nt
Organism: Staurois parvus
Lineage: Eukaryota; Metazoa; Chordata; Amphibia; Anura; Ranidae
Source: the annotation of a GenBank genome assembly